GAGGUGGAGCCGCGGGGCUGCGGGUGCGGGGCUGCGGGUGCGGGGUGCGGGCUCGGGCGCCUGCGUCUGUCUGCCCAGUGCCGCCCGGCCAGCCCGGCUUGGCUCCGGCUGGGCUCCGGCUCCGCCAGAGGUUGCACCGGCGCCUGGAGGCCCCGAAGCGGAGCGUGGGAGGGAGGGAGAUGGGAAGCUCCGGGCCCCCGUCGCUGCCGGCUCCGGAGCCCCGAGACCUUCCCACUUAGAUCCUGUCCCCCAUCAGUGACAGAGACCGACACGGACCCACCCCCAAGCCCAAAGCGAUGGCUAACGGAUUGAUCCCACCUCCCGGGGGCGCCUCUCCGCUACCCCAGGUUCGGGUGCCAUUGGAAGAGCCCCCCCUGAGCCCUGACAGAGAAGAAGAUGAUGACUUGGGAAAGACCUUGGCUGUCCGAAGGUUUGGGGACCUGAUCAGCAAACCCCCUGACUGGGACCCUGAAAAACCAAGCCGGAGCUACAGCGAGAGAGACUUUGAGUUUCACCGUCACACAUCCCACCACACACACCACCCGCUGUCAGCUCGACUGCCUCCCCCACACAAGUGUCGUCGGCUGUCCACCACCUCUGCCCGUCGGGACAGAAGAAAGGGGAGGAAGGAGAAAACCUCUGCUCCCCCGUCUGAAGGGACCCCUCCCAUCCAAGAGGAAGGGGGAGUUGGGGCAGAGGAGGAAGAGGAGGAGGAGGAGGAGGAGGAGGAAGAAGGGGAGUCUGAGGCAGAGACUUUGGACCAGGAACCCUUGCCUUCAGGGUCCUCAAGCAGAGCCAAGUUCUCCAUUGGGAGUGAUGAUGAUGACAGUGUGGGCAACCCACGGAAGAGUCUCUCCACAAAGUCCUUGUCUCAGCCUGGACUGGGCCUGGACCGUGACUCUGAACACUCCAGCAGUCCCCCCGUUCCCUGGCCCCGGACCCCUCGAGCCAUGGAUGAGAAGGCCAGGCCGUGGAGUCCAUCGGCAAGUUAUGACCUGCGGGAGCGUCUGCGCCCUGGUAGUGCCUUGGAAAGCCGGGGCAGCCUGGAACAGCAGGUGCCCACCGAUGAGGCUGAGGCUCAGAUGCUUGGUUCUGCUGACCUGGAUGACAUGAAGAGUCAUCGGUUGGAGGACAACCCCGGGGUUCGGAGGCAUCUGGUGAAGAAGCCCUCCCGGACCCAGAUUGGGAGAAGUAGCCCAGGAGGCUUGGCUCCUAUUUUGAGGAGGAAAAAGAAAAAAAAGAAACUGGAUCGGAGACCUCAUGAGGUGUUUGUGGAACUGAAUGAGCUCAUGCUGGAUAAGGCCCAGGAGCCUCAAUGGCGUGAGACUGCUCGCUGGAUCAAGUUUGAGGAGGAUGUGGAAGAGGAGACCAAGCGUUGGGGCAAGCCCCACGUCGCUUCACUGUCUUUCCGCAGCCUUCUGGAGCUCAGGAAAACCAUCGCCCAUGGGGCCACCCUCUUGGACCUAGAGCAGACUACCCUGCCUGGCAUCGCACACCUUGUAGUGGAAACGAUGAUUGUGUCAGACCAAAUCCGGCCUGAGGACCGAGCAAGUGUACUGCGUACAUUGUUACUAAAACACAGCCACCCUAAUGAUGACAAAGAGGGAAGCUUUUUCCCCCGAAACCCAUCAAGCUCCAGCGUGAACUCCAUGCUGGGGAAUCAUCACCCACCUCCAGGCCACAUUCCUGACACUGCAGCCCCCACCAUGGGAGAUGACCUCAGUGAACCGGCUCCACUCUGGCCCCAUGAUCCUGACGGCAGAGAGAAGCCCCUGCACGUCCCUGGGGGAGAUGGCCACCGAGGGAAAAGCCUGAAGCUUCUGGAGAAGAUACCCGAGGAUGCUGAAGCCACAGUUGUGCUUGUGGGCUCUGUCCCUUUUUUGGAACAGCCUGCUGCGGCUUUUGUCCGGCUGAACGAGGCCGUGCUCCUGGAAUCUGUCCUUGAGGUCCCCGUGCCCGUCCGUUUCAUCUUUGUGAUGCUGGGGCCGAAAGAGACCAGCACCGACUACCAUGAACUGGGCCGCUCCAUCGCGACUCUCAUGUCUGACAAGCUGUUCCACGAGGCUGCGUAUCAGGCGGACGAUCGGCAGGAUCUGCUGGGUGCCAUUAGUGAGUUCUUGGAUUGCAGCAUUGUGAUCCCGCCAUCUGAGGUGGAGGGGCGCGAUCUGCUCCGGUCGGUGGCUUCCUUCCAGCGGGAGCUGCUCAGGAAGCGGAAGGAGCGGGAGGAGAGCAAGGUCCAGGUGGCCACCCAGAGCGUGCCCAGUCUUCCAGGAAAAGAGAUGUCAGUGACGUCAUCAGGCUCCGAUGGUGCCCCGGAGGAUGACCCCCUUAAACGGACAGGCUACGUGUUUGGGGGAGUUUUCCGAGAUGUGAGGCGGCGGUAUCCCUUCUACUGCAGUGACCUGAUGGAUGCCAUGCACUCCCAGUGCUUGGCUGCUGUGCUUUUUAUCUACUUUGCAGCCCUGAGCCCAGCCCUCACCUUUGGGGGGCUGCUGGGGGAGAAGACUGAGGGGCUGAUGGGUGUGUCAGAGAUGGUGGUCGCCACAGCUGGGAUCGGUGUUCUCUUCUCCCUCCUGAGUGCCCAGCCACUGCUCGUGGUGGGCUUCUCGGGACCCUUGCUGGUCUUUGAGGAAGCUUUUUUCAAGUUCUGCAACGCUCAGCAGCUGGAGUACCUCACAGGCCGGUUUUGGGUUGGCCUCUGGCUCGCUAUCUUUGUGAUUAUACUGGUGGCCGCGGAGGGCAGCUUCCUCGUCCGAUACAUCUCACCCUUCACCCAGGAGAUCUUUGCCUUUCUCAUCUCCCUCAUCUUCAUCUAUGAGACUUUUAACAAGCUCUAUAAGGUGUUUAAAGAGCAUCCUAUACGGAGAUCCUACCCUCCAGAUUCGGAAUUGGAAAAGGCAGUAGAGUAUAGCCUAGAUCUGAAUUCAAGUGCUCUGCCCCCCACGGAGGGCCCACCAGGCCCCCGGAACCAGCCCAACACUGCACUGAUAUCCCUCAUCCUCAUGCUGGGGACUUUCUUUAUUGCCUACUUCCUGCGGAAAUUCAGGAACAGUCGCUUUCUGGGGGGAAAGGUGCGCCGAAUUAUUGGGGACUUUGGGGUCCCAAUCUCCAUUCUGGUGAUGGUUUUGGUGGACUUCUUUAUCAUUGACACCUAUACCCAGAAACUGACUGUCCCCACCGGGCUCUCAGUGACUUCCCCGGAUAAGCGCGAUUGGUUCAUCCCACCCAUGGGAAGUGCUCGACCCUUCCCGCCUUGGAUGAUGGUGGCGGCCGCUGUCCCGGCUCUCCUCGUCUUCAUUCUCAUCUUCAUGGAGACACAGAUCACUGCGCUCAUUGUCAGCCAGAAGGCUCGUCGGCUGCGCAAGGGUUCAGGUUUCCACCUCGACCUGUUGCUGAUCGGCUCUCUGGGUGGUCUGUGUGGGCUCUUUGGGCUCCCCUGGCUCACGGCUGCCACUGUCCGAUCUGUCACCCAUGUUAAUGCACUGACUGUUAUGCGCUCGGGCAUUGCACCUGGAGAAAAGCCCCAGAUCAAAAUGGUCAGGGAGCAGCGGGUCACGGGAUUCCUCGUUGCCUGCCUUGUGGGCCUGUCCAUAGUGGUAGGGCCAGUGCUGCGUCGCAUCCCGCUGGCAGUGCUGUUUGGAGUUUUCCUCUACAUGGGGGUCACCUCUCUGUCAGGGAUAGAGCUCUCACAGCGCGUACUCCUCAUCUUUAUGCCUGCCAAACACCAUCCCGACGAGCCCUAUGUGACCAAGGUGAAGACUUGGCGUAUGCACCUAUUUACCCUUAUCCAGCUGUUUUGCAUUGCACUUCUCUGGGUGGUCAAGUCCACAUCCGCUUCAUUGGCCUUUCCCUUUGUGCUGCUGCUCACGGUACCCCUGAGGCAUUGCCUGCUGCCUCGAAUUUUUCAAGAGAGGGAACUUCAGGCGCUGGACUUUGAAGAAUCUGAACCCAACUUUGAUGAAGAUGGCCAGGAUGAAUAUAAUGAGCUCCACAUGCCAGUGUAAAAACUGGAGAGGAGGUCCAUCUGAUACCAUGGGGAUGAGGGGAAGCCUAGGGAUUUCCCCCAGCCUAGAAAUGGAUCCAGCCUCUUCACUGAUGAGACAUCUUAUUGCUCAGAGAUGUGCCUGGCGUUACGAUGACCAACCCUCAAAGCAGAGUGACCUUCCUGACUUCCACCCAGGACCUCAUCUCCAAUCCCUCCCUCCCCCAUUCCAGACCUCCACCCCAAUUGAGCUUUGACCUCAUUACAACCAGACGGCCUCUCA
Messenger RNA from Dromiciops gliroides (monito del monte), 4265 nucleotides. It is a transcript of the gene SLC4A3, whose product is annotated as solute carrier family 4 member 3. NCBI's taxonomy places the organism in Eukaryota, Metazoa, Chordata, Mammalia, Microbiotheria, Microbiotheriidae. The transcript has 23 exons. Gene Ontology annotation, biological process: transmembrane transport; monoatomic anion transport; bicarbonate transport. Gene Ontology annotation, cellular component: plasma membrane. Gene Ontology annotation, molecular function: solute:inorganic anion antiporter activity; monoatomic anion transmembrane transporter activity. The record is from RefSeq and is a predicted model, not a curated record. Bases 297 to 4004 code for a protein of 1235 amino acids.